Messenger RNA from Bipolaris sorokiniana ND90Pr, 1977 nucleotides. RefSeq names its product polysaccharide lyase family 4 protein. NCBI's taxonomy places the organism in Eukaryota, Fungi, Ascomycota, Dothideomycetes, Pleosporales, Pleosporaceae. The transcript has 3 exons. The record is from RefSeq and is a predicted model, not a curated record. Gene Ontology annotation, biological process: carbohydrate metabolic process. The coding region runs from base 1 to 1977 and encodes 658 amino acids. Gene Ontology annotation, molecular function: carbohydrate binding; catalytic activity.
AUGCGCGCUAUUACGGUCACAGCGACGCUUCUAUUCUGUGCCAAUACAUGGGCCUUUCUGAAAGCCAGUCAAAACAAUCGGAGUCUCACUAUUGCUAAUGAACGUCUGGUUGCAUCGGUGAGCAAAUCGAAAGGGUAUAUCAAUGUUUUGACACUCGACGGCCAAAACCUUCUCGGAACAGAAUCUAGUAAUACUGGUGUUGGGCCAUAUCUUGAUUGCUACUGUACCCCGAGUGGCUUCUGGACGCCUGGUCGUGGUAAGGAUGUUCAAUAUCAACUAUUCAAUGGCACCGACUCAACCGGCACUCCGUACGGCGGUAUCAGCAUGGGAGAAACGUAUGCGCCUACUGGCCAACGGCUGGAGCAAUACUGGUUUCUAAGAGAAGGAGAGACCGGGCUCCACACUUUCAGUCGAAUAGUAUACCACAACGAGACUACGCCGUUUUUGCGGAACCUGCAGGAGUUCCGGACUCUAUUCAGACCCAACCAUGACCCUCCACUUUUCACUCACUUUGUCACUAACGACAAGUUUUCUGCGCCUCGUCCAGAUCUCAACGGACAAGUAGUAGUUCAAGAUGCCACCUGGAAGCUCGCCAAUAAGGACGAUCCAUACGUGAAGGGUGUAGGAGACUAUUUCACCAAGUACACCUUCCAAGAUAGCUGGCGCAACCACCUCGCCCACGGCAUGUACGCCGACGGGCGCACCACAAACGGCACCACCUACGGCGCCUGGCUCGUCCACAACACAGUCGAAACCUACUUCGGCGGCCCCACGCACUCGGACCUCGUCGUCGAUGGCAUCGUCUACAACUACAUGGUCUCCAACCACCACGGCGCCCAAACCCCAAACAUAACCUCGGGCUUCGACCGUACCUUUGGUCCGCAAUACUUCCACUUCAAUGCCGGCGGUACCCUCUCUGAGUUGCGUAAAGACGCAGAACAAUACGGCCAGCGUCCAGAUUGGAACGCACCCUUCUACGACUCCAUCGCCCCGCACGUCCCGAACCUCGUUGCUUCCUCCUCCCGCGGUACUUUCGAAGCAAAAAUCACUCUUCCUCCAGGUGCACAGAACCCCAUCGCCAUCCUCACCACCACCGGCCACAACUACCAAGACAACGCUGCAAACAGCACCGCAUAUCAAUACUGGACCCCGAUCCCUUCUUCAGGCGCCAUUUCCAUUCUACGCGUGAAACCAGGAUCCUACCGCUUAACCCUCUACGCAAACGCCAUAUUCGGAGACUACGUCCGCGACUCCAUCUCUAUAUCCCCCUCCCACACCACCUUCGUAAACGUAACAUGGACGCCCCAGACAGCGGGAAAGGAGAUCUUCCGCAUCGGGACCCCAGACAAAUCCUCCGGCGAGUUCCGCCACGGCACUACCCCCUCACGCACUCACCCACUGUUGACAGAAGAAUACAGACUCUACUGGGCUGCGUACGAUUUCAUCACGGAUUUUCCAUCAGGCAUCACGUUCAAGGUGGGAAAAGACAAUGAGAGUACAGCGCUGAAUUACGUCCACUGGUCCGUCUUUGGCGGGAAAGCGAAUAGCGUGCGGCCUGUCCCAGUGCCGGAUCAUGUGUAUGAUUGGACUUUGCUCUUUGAUUUGGGAGAGGAGGAUGUGAGGGAGGGGGGCAAAGCGACGUUCACUGUGCAGCUUGCGGGUGCGAAGACAGCGGCGGGGAAUACGGAUUUAGAUACUGGGGAGAGGUGGUCGAAUCUUCCACUCACUGUCUCUGUCAAUGGUGAGGUUUUGGAGGCAUGGGUCGUUCCAUACUACCAGUCUUCCUCGUGUGCUGUGCGUUCAGCAGUCUCGUGCUACCAUCUGUCGCACAAAUUCGAGUUUCCGGGGGACUUGUUGAAGGAGGGGGAGAAUGAGAUUGUGUUAGGAUUGCCGUAUAAUGCAACGGGAAACGAGAGUGCGGUACUACCCGAGGCGGUGUAUGUGCAGUAUGAUGCGUUGAGGUUGGAGGUGGAGUAA